Molecule: messenger RNA, 642 nt
Organism: Prorocentrum cordatum
Lineage: Eukaryota; Dinophyceae; Prorocentrales; Prorocentraceae
Source: the annotation of a GenBank genome assembly
AUGGCUGUAAUGUUGUACUGUACACCACCAGGCCUCCAGACCCCAUCUUCCUGCGGCACUUUCCGGGCCGGGCUUCAUUGUAUUGCCCGGCCCGCGUCCCGCCUCCGAGCUCUCGGGUGCCUCGGCGCGCGCGGUGCCGCGAUGUCCGUGCGCCUUCCCUACGGGCGGCUGGCCGCUGGGCCGCCAGACGGCCAGGCGGCGCCCGCGUGGCGGCUCGCCAGGCUGAGGCUCGCCGCCGGCUCGCUGGCGGCGUGCACCGGAGCCGGAGCCCUGGCCGUGGCGGGCUGGCACGCGGGCGCGCGGCUGCCCGCAGCCCCAGAGGCGCGCGCGCCCAACCCCGGCGGGCCUCCCAGCGGGCAGGGGGCUGGCGGCGGCGAGGAGGCGCUCGUCGAGGGCGCGGGCGCUUGCGGGAGCACGUGCGUGGGCCACACGUGCGACUACUGGCUGGAGACCAACCCGUUCGCGUCCUGCGAGGUGCUGGAGGGCCGGGGCUGCGACUGCUCUGGCUGCCGCGGCUGCGCGGGGGGUGGCGGCGGUGCGAGGGGUGGUUCGGCUCCUGCGAGGGGUAUCUUGGAGGGCAGGGCAGCUGCGCCCAUCAUUUCCGAACCCGUGGUUGGACCCCGGCGCGUGCGGCAUGUCUGA